ACUUGGUUGCAAUCAUUGCAAGGUAUUUUAUACACAACAUUGGAUCGUUUGCCCAUGGGGAUCUUAUCUUUUCCCGUAUCAAAAACUAGUUGUAAAUCUUUUGAAUUUUUUCCAACAAACUUGACAUUAUGUUCGGCGAAUAGACGGUUAACUGCGGGAGCAGAGUCAAUAUUAUUGUCAGGUAAGUUGUUGAUGUAGGUGCGUCUCUUAUUAAUAUGUUGGUGUAAUAGGUCAUGAGGAUAAUCAUUCCAUCUUAGUAUAUUGUAUAUGAGCGACAGGUUUUUUUUCUGGAACUCUGUACCAGCAAGUUUGAUGGCUCGGUCAACUAGGUUAAUGAUGGUGCCUAUUUUGUAGGACAUUGGAUGGUGAGAAUUAAAAUUCAGAUAUCUUUGUGAUCAGGUUUUUUUGUGGAACCAAUUUGUUUUGAUAUUAUUAUUGUUGUGUAUCAGCAAUACAUCUAAGAAAUUGAUGGCGUUAUUUUCUUCUGUUUCGAUAGUAAAUUGUAAUCGUGGAUGAUAUCGGUUAAAAGUAUUAAGAGUGUGAUCUAUUUUUCCUUUAGGAACAGCAGUAAGACAACACAACAAAUAUUGUUUAACCUUAACUGGAUACAAAAAAAUUUUUUGUCCCCAUUACACAGUCCUUUCUACAUAAAUUUUUUUCACAAAAUAUUUGCUGUUUUUCCGUAUAAUUGUUUAUAUUUGGCUCACCUUCACUCUGGAUCAUAUUUGUUUCUCCCAUCAGUCGUUAUUCACCUGUUGACCCAAUCGGUUCAACUAACAAUAAUUUUUGGUUAGACAUGUGGAACAUAGUCAUAAAGAGCCUACCUCCACUUCUUGGACACUUGCAAAUUAAUUUUACUGCUAAAAAGACCUUCUUUAAAAACCUUUUAACACAAUGACAUACUGACUGUGAAGAAACAUAGUUCUUUAAUCUUUUUAAUUAAUGACUUCCAACUAUUAACUCCUACGUGUAAAAUAACUAGAAGAUUGACAUUGACUGCCGUCAUUCAAAGAACAUUGUCUCCACCAAUUGUAAAUUGUGAAUUCGACUACAUCUUAGUCCACUUACUUAUAAAAAAAGUUGAAUAAAUAAAUCGUUCUGAGGAGGGCCCAUAUCCGGGUCGAAACGUUAACUAAAAAUACGUUUAAUUAGUUGACCGAUCACCAAGAUUCUGUAAUAGAUGUGUCAUUGCACCAUACAAUGAGUCUGUUGCUGCAUUUUAUGCAGUUCAGAAAUUCAACGUUAAACUGCAUUCUGUUCACGAUAUCCAGUACGAAACUUCAUACCGUAAACCUAGGAACAGGAGCUUUGACUAUGUAUGACGCUACGCACGGCAAUUACGUGACACAAUGUACCCUCUCCUCUGAGAUGGUAAAAGUGAUAUCACUCCUCUCUGUUCCGGGGGUUGCCAAUAUUAUGAUUGGUUUGUUGGAUAAAAAAUUAUUCUCCGUCACCUGGAAACUUGACGAAAUCACAGGCUAUCCUACAUAUAACGAAUUUGCCAAACUUGCCGAUGAAACGGUGACAUAUACUUGCGCAGCUUUGACUCAAGAUGGCCGGUACGUCAUCACUGCGGACACUGGCUGCUCUGUUACUAUUCACAGUCUUCGAAACGGGUAUAAAACAAUCAAAACGUACAAGAAAUCUGUUACUAGCCUUGAUACUCAGUGGCUAGAGAAUGAACGCUGUCACAUGAUCUGUGCCGGCAGUCGUGAUACACUUGUGCCAAUGGUCCACAGGUGGAGAUUUGACCCUACGGAGAAUCCUGUUUCUCAAAGGACAAAAAUCGAGUCGCUUAUGCAACUAAAGGAGGUCAAAUAUUCUUGUUUGAUUCUAAAAGAUUUGAAUGAUUAAAAAAAAUUAUAGUAAUCACACCGUUACCUCAGAAGCGGUGAUUUUAUACCAAGUAUUAUAAAUCUGAGGAAAUGGGAUGCGACAUUGUGAAUUAAAUACAAUAAAGUUAAUUUAAACCGAUGCCCACCGUUGUUAACGGCAGUUGUCAUCGAUUGUUAUGAACUGGUGAGAUGUUUAUACAUUCCUCUUUGUUCAAUAACAGCCAUGUUCCUAUCCUUGAAAACCACAUCGAGGUCACCGAUGGUAUUAGUGCAGUGAUAAUGGGUUUUAUCUAAAUUAGAUGACAUUUUUUAAGCUUAUAUCUUGUCGAUAAGUGAAUUAUACAUAUAUCGAUGGCUCAGCGGAACAACAUUGCAUCGUAGAAUUUUAUUGUACUUUAGAUUUGAUUUCAAUUUUAAGUAUAUCGAGUUAAAAUUCAGAUUGUAACAUUUCCUAAGGCUGCCCCGCAGCUGCGUGCAUGCGAUUUGAAAUUAAAAUUAUUGUUGCUGGUUCUCACAAAACGUGAUUAAGUUCAGUCAUGUGCCAAAAGAUAUUAAAUAUUUGAAUCGCGCAAUUGAGAAUAACGAUUAAUUAAUCAUCAUCAAUGAGCAAUUGACGAAAAUAAUCGAGCGUGUUAGAUAACAAGUGUAGUAAUUAAUUAUGCUCCACAAAUGAGCCAUGAUGAGGGAAAUAAAAGUUAAAUCCUAAUCGCAUUUCCGUGUUGAACAGUAUCAAUAUUUCUUGAGUAGCGAAAAAGCGGAAAAAAUUUCGAAUGACAUUGUUAUUAGAGAUACGAUCGUAUAGAACCAAAUUUUGAGAUACAAUGUUUUUGUGCUUACAAUCAGCCAUCGAUGUAUGUAUUUUCAUGUGUUUCAUUCGGGCGGCGAUGUGAAAAAAAAAAAAAAUUGAUAAUCGUACUUCUGGUCUAUACAUAAUCUAUUUAGAGU
Messenger RNA from Neodiprion fabricii, 2780 nucleotides. RefSeq lists its product as uncharacterized. The coding region runs from base 1201 to 1854 and encodes 217 amino acids. The transcript is spliced from 5 exons. Gene Ontology annotation, molecular function: protein binding. NCBI's taxonomy places the organism in Eukaryota, Metazoa, Arthropoda, Insecta, Hymenoptera, Diprionidae. The record is from RefSeq and is a predicted model, not a curated record.